ACACCAUUCUUUUUUCACUUGCAUCGACAGGCCACGCGGAAUCGCUCCGGCCGGGGCCCAGCAUGCGACCUCGCGAGCCUCGGUCACAUCGCAUCACACGCCGCGACUGCCACAGUCCCCGUUCCGCUUCGAGAGAGAGAGAGAGAGAGAGAGAGAGACCCCAGGUCCUCGCUGCAUCUGGCGGAAACCGGCAGCUAUGGCUCGCAGAAUCGGAGCCCGUGGCCCGGCGCGGCUGGUUUCGAGAGAGCGCGGAGGCCGGAGAAGCCAAACCAUGGCCGCCCGUGCCCACCGGUUGCCGGUUGGGCGCCCUCUCCCGGCUCCCGAUAAGUCCACGGGAUCGGGACCGCGCCACAUGCCGCACAUCACAUCCCCACCCCUUCCAACUUCCAAACUCGGCAAACCCAACGGGCAGGCCCCGUGAGCCUUGCCGCUCUCUCGGAGCACUAGCGUCUAGCGGCAGAGAAAGGAAGAUUCGACCCGAUGGACGAUGUGUACAUCUCGGAGGAGUACGUGGCCCGGCGGCACGCCGAGCGGAGGGCCGCGCGGAUCGCCGCGGCUUCUUGCUGCGGAGAGGAGACCAUCAAGCCGCGGGCGGACAGCGAGCAGAAGAGGUGGUCGACGGAGAAGGGAAGAAAGCGGCCUGCCGACGGCGGCAAUGCCGACACGAAUGUCGGCGGCGGUGGCGCCGCCUGCUGGCUGGUAGGGCAGCAGGACGCCGUUCUUAGCUACUUCUCGGCUUAGGAGACUGCUGUCCCGCCGGGCUCCCGGCCCGCUGCAUGCGUGCGUCGAGCUAGGCAAUGCAAGUAGACAUGCCCAUGCGCAAGCGCAAUUGUGUCGAUGGCAGGUUUUAGUUUGUACGUAAUUAUUAGUGCAGGCGAUUUGUGUGUGAUUGUUGGGCGAUAUCAAUUUAGCUAGCUCAUCUACCUUUUUUUUAGCCGGCAGGUUUAAUUCGCAAGAGUAUUGUUACCACUUCUUUCACAUGUCAAGAACACAUCUUUGUGUCGCUCC
This is a messenger RNA of Zea mays, 1008 nucleotides long. RefSeq lists its product as uncharacterized. Lineage: Eukaryota; Viridiplantae; Streptophyta; Magnoliopsida; Poales; Poaceae. The coding region runs from base 481 to 741 and encodes 86 amino acids. The transcript has a single exon. The record is from RefSeq and is a predicted model, not a curated record.